Molecule: messenger RNA, 2201 nt
Organism: Nematolebias whitei (Rio pearlfish)
Lineage: Eukaryota; Metazoa; Chordata; Actinopteri; Cyprinodontiformes; Rivulidae
Gene: naxd
Product: NAD(P)HX dehydratase
Exons: 11
Coding region: 228-2078 (616 amino acids)
Biological process (GO): metabolite repair
Molecular function (GO): ATP-dependent NAD(P)H-hydrate dehydratase activity
Source: RefSeq, a predicted model, not a curated record
GAAGGGUCUCGGAGUUUGCUUAUACGCUUUUGUUAUGAACCUAAAGUUUAAAUGUGUAGCCACUUCAAGGACUUCCUGUAAGCUAGCAUCAAAAUGGCCACUGGACGUUGUUUGGGUUAGCUGCGUCCCGCUGCUUUGAUGCAGCUCUGGAUCAGACCUUCAUUAUCCUGCAGUGUCAACACUCGGCAUCUUACGCUGGGGGAUUAAACCGGUCCGGUUCAGCUAGAAUGCUAGCCAACACGACGCGGGGCUUCUUGUGGUCGGACGUGGAGACGCGGACCUUGUUGAACAUCUGGGGGGAGCAGGACAUCCAGACGGCGCUGGAUGGAAACUUCCGAAACAGCUUCGUGUACCGCGACGUCUCCCGCAGGCUGGGGGCCAUGGGCUUUGAAAGGACGCCGGAGCAGUGCAGGGUUCGGAUCAAAAGCCUCAAGAGGCAGUACCUGCUGGCCAAGGAGGGUAACCUGCGGAACAACGGGCAGUAUCACAAGAUCUGCAAGUUCUAUGACAUCAUGGAGAGGAUUUUGAGCAACCCGGCUCUCGACGCGCAUGAUUUGAUGAUGGAGAGCGGGGCUGGAGGAGAGGAGGCCGGGGACGGCCUGGAGGAGGAUGGAGAGGAUGCUCAGGAUGUAGAGAGCACUGGAGAGUGUCCCUAUCCUUCUGAGACGGAAGUCAAGCUGGAAUACCCGACUGUCCCCAUUCCCAUCCCACUUAAAGUCACAGUUGGCAACAACAGCACUUCAUCAAGACCGCACAACAGCAGCCAGCCAGCUGGUCAUCUGCCAGCGAGAACACCAAAACGACCCAGGAAGCGACGUUCCAACUUCCCCAUGGAGAAACUGAUGGAGCAGUUCCUGGAGCAGAGCGCCCAAGCCGAGGAGAACUUCUUCCGCGUGGAGGAGCAGCGCCUGCAGAUGGAAGACCACCGUCGGGAGACUGAGCACGCCCGAGAGCUGCACAUGCUCCAGAUGCUCGCCCAGAUGUUCUCGAGCAUCUCCUCGGCCAGACCCAGCUCCGCUGCCAAGGCGGCCGAUCCUCCAGCCCGCGCGCCGGUCAUUACCGGCAGCUCCCCGUUGCACACGCGUGGACGCCCGUCGUCCCAGAAAGACUGUCUGAGUGCAGAUUCAUUAGCGUUCGAGCGUUACUAUAAUUUGGGCUCUUCAUCACACAGAGCCAUGGACAAUGUCAUCUUCUCACUGGUAAAGAGCAUCGUUCCUCCACUGACAUCCAAGAAGCACAAAGGACAAGACGGGCGUAUCGGGAUCGUUGGAGGUUGCCAAGACUACACUGGAGCGCCAUACUUUGCUGCGAUUUCUGCUCUCAAAGUGGGGGCUGACUUGUCUCAUGUGUUUUGCACUAAAGAUGCUGCGACUGUAAUAAAAUCGUACAGCCCUGAGCUUAUAGUGCACCCUGUUCUGGACAGUCUGAAUGCAGUGGAAGAAAUCGAAAAGUGGCUCCCACGAAUUCACAGCCUUGUAGUGGGACCUGGUCUAGGCAGAGAAGAAUCUUUACUGAAAACAGCCAAGGAAGUGAUCGAGAGGUCUAAAGCAAGAGAUAUUCCUAUAGUUAUUGACGCGGAUGGAUUAUGGCUCGUAACGCAACAACCAUCUAUCAUCCAGGGGUACCAGAAAGGUAUCCUCACACCUAACUUCAUGGAGUUCACUCGACUGUUUGAGGCACUGCACCAUGAACCCAUGAACAGCAGUGAUCGUGCACGCAGCGUCAUGCAGCUCAGCGGAGCUAUGGGCAACCUCACUCUGGUGCUAAAGGGGGAGCAGGACCUCAUAUCGGAUGGCAGCAGGGUGUACUCGUGUAGUGUUGAAGGCAGUGGGAGAAGGUGUGGUGGACAGGGUGACCUCCUGUCUGGAUCUUUGGGAGUCCUUGCACACUGGGCUCAUUCUGCUUCAGCAGCAGGCAUGAUCAAAAGUAUGAAUCCAUCAGUGGUCGCAGCUUUCGGUGCCUGUUCUCUUACCAGACAGUGCAACAGUCAAGCGUUUCAGCGACGUGGCAGGUCCACCACCACCUCAGACAUGAUCCAUGAGAUCGGCCCGGCUUUCAGGAAGCUGUUUGAAACCUGAAACUCUACCUGCUUGUAUAAAGCUAUAUUACAGUAACUGUUUAAUGUGUUCUUAACAUGCUGAAUAAAGGUCGGAGUGUGGACCAUCUGGUCAAAAAAGCACUUUGAAUCUGGUAAACAACAA